Messenger RNA from Mercenaria mercenaria, 1029 nucleotides. RefSeq lists its product as uncharacterized. The coding region runs from base 117 to 596 and encodes 159 amino acids. Lineage: Eukaryota; Metazoa; Mollusca; Bivalvia; Venerida; Veneridae. The transcript has 2 exons. The record is from RefSeq and is a predicted model, not a curated record.
CUGGACGGCGAAUACAACCCAGAGGAUCAGAACUACGUCAAGGUUGUAGAACUCUUUACACCCGAAAUAAUCGUGCGUUAUUGCCCGAUCUACAGGAAAAAGGCGUUUUCAAACAAAUGGAUGUAGAGGAAAUAACAGCGGAAGAGAAAAAUCAUGGGAAGAUGAGAGCUGCUUGUGUUUUAUUGAUGUACUUACCACGUCGCACUGUGGACUGGUUCAGAUGUUUCUUGCGGGUCUUGAUUGAUUGCGACCUUGAGGAUAUUGCUGAAAUGCUCGAUCCAGAUAUGUUCAAAGAUAUUAAACAAGUACAGACAAAUGUUCGAAGCCGUGAAAUAACUUCGAUUAAAAGUUCAAAUGAAUUCAGAAGUGCAAAACCAAAAGUAGCUUCAAAGCCAAAGUUUAGAUGGCCGCCAAGUAACCUGAAUAACAGUACCAGUAAAACGGAGGACAAUUUAAGUUUAAAUGCAGAAUCAAAUAAAAACGCUGAAACGAAAAUUUCUGAAAAAGUAGAGGACGACUUGGUGAAAGCUGAUAAGAAAAAAGUGAUUUAUUCUCGAAAUAUCAAGACAAAGAAUCCAAUCGUCGAAGAAGCAUAAGAAAAUAGUGAUGAUGUGGUGAUCAAUUUGGACUACAGUAACGAAAAAUUAGAUUACCUCACAGCUAAUGUUGCCGAAAGAAAGAAAAUAGACAAUUCUAUGGCAGACUGUGAUGCCGAAAUCCUUUGGCCUGAUAAAAAACGAGGGAAAACUCAAAUUCUUUUGCGAUCUAUUUCAAAGGACAAAACGGACGCCAACACAUGGUCAAGGAAAAAGAAAGUCUGGAAACGAAACGUUAUUGUAACAUUUAAAAACCUGCUUUUUCAGGUUGCUGUGCCUGAAAACAGGCCCAAGUGUCCAUUGUCAAGUAUAAGCAAAAUCAUGUGCGGAAAAAACACACCAUGUAAACAACAAAUUACACCGGUAAGGAAUAAACAAUUAUUUGGUAAGAGACCAACCACCGAAACACAUGAAAACCUCGGUUCGACAAAGC